ACACCAUUUAUUGAAAUUUUGUCAUUCCAAAAUUGAUAUCUAUGGAAUAAUGCAAAGGCUUUUCUACAGGAAAAGUUCAGCUGAGUGCUCCAUAACAUCACUCCUUCUCUUUGGGCUUAAAAUAUCAAACAGGGGAUACACAUGGACAACACACAAUUUUAAAAAUGUUCAAAACAGGUCAAAGACCUAAUGAUUAAUAGUGUGUUGGGGAAGGAUUUCUGCAAUCUUCUAUGGUUGCCCUGGCUGUGGUUGACAAAACUAAGGGCACCUUACUCUGCAUCCACACAGGGGUUUACAACACUGUAAUGUAUGUGCAUUAACAUCACACUUUCAGUGUCACACCAUCUAGACAAGCCCUUAAUAAAGGAAAUUGAGGGUGGGAAAGCCUCUGUUAAUUCCUUUAAUUUAAAAUGUUUUAACUGGUUUUCCAUGACACCUACACAAAUAGAGGCAGCAGACAUUCACACAUAAAUACAUCUUAUGGUGAAGGAGCAGCAUUAGCCAUACAAUCAGUAUCAGAGUUGUCAAGCUAUGAAUAAUAAUGGUUCAUUUGACAUUCGAGUCUGCAUUAUAGUCUGUCCUCAGUGUUAAGAAAAUAUAUGUUUUUUCUGUGGGAUAACUAUUUGCUAUCCCCCUGUAAAAACAUGUGGAGACAAGGCACUUUAGUUUCACCAAAUGGCAACCAAUGUAAUAGAGUAACAGAAUAAUUCAUUUUAAAAAAAUCCUUGAUUUUGGCAGUACAGAACAGUACACUUGUCAGAAUGAAGAACAUCACUGAAAUGUAUCAUAACAAAAUAUGUAACAUACAUAAAAGGCUAUGAAAUUAAAAUAUGCAAUUAGUAUAAACAAUUCAGUCGAAAAAAAUCAGCAUGUAUGUAUGCUACAAAUGAAGUGACAGAAGAGUAAAGUGUGCUCUUUAGUGUUUGCAGGAUGAGGAAUUACUUGCAGAAAUAAGGAUUUAAAUAAGUUUUCACUUACAAAGGGCAAUGGAACCAUGUUACUGGAAAUCAAAAAUGAUACUGAAUGUUAUAGGAACGAACAACCACUUUAAAUAUAUGGAUUCUUUGGGAGAGGUAACAGCGAAAGUAUGAAGCUAGUGUGCCCUAAAGACUCAGGAACAGAAAGGGAAAUUUAAAAAACCCAGAUGUAUUUAUUUAUGUAUUUUAAUUUCAGAACUUUUGGGUAUACAACUCAAGAUUUUUGAAUACUUGUGGUUGUCAAUCUAUCUUGGGGGUGUAUAUCUGUAUUUAGUUAAAAAAAAAAGUAGAAAUUUGCCUUUGAGAAGGAUUUCACAAAAGAUAGCGCUGUGCCCUUAAGGCCAGGUUUUUAAAGGUACCGAGGCAACUAGGGGGAUUUUCAAAAGCAUCAAGGUGCUUUCAACCUUUACAAAUCUGGCCUGUAGUGACUAUUUGGGAACCAAGUUCUACACCCAAGUGGUGACGUGAAAAAAGCAAAAGGGUGCUGGCUAGAGAAGCAAAAUAACCAUUGACAAAGGCAAUCACUAUUGGUGAAUCACAAGAAACUAAGUUUUGACACCAAAUCAGGAAAUCAGUCAUCCUUAAUGUCACAUGACACCAUAGAAUAAAUUUGUACAUCAAAUAUGAAAAAAAAAAAAUUAGAAUUAAAAACUAACAUAUCCCAAUACAAACAGGAAGCGGUACUAGAAACACUGUGAGCUGUGAUUGCUGAAGCUACUAGCAACUAUUAAUAUUUUCCAUGAUUAUUUACUAUGAAAGUAUCAAAUUAAAUAGCACAAUGACAUCCAUCGACACAGCAGUAACCAAAGUAAAUGGUGACGUGCUAAGAGUAAUAACAAUAAUAGUUUAAAAAAGGAAUGAAGCUCCAUUUACAGGGAUUACAAGAAAAAGGCAGCGCAGCUCAGGCCACCAGAACAGCAGCUGACACAAACGUGAGCUGCGACGAGGCGCUAUACAGACGGCCCAUUGAUACGGGACUCGUAUAAACACUGACGGUUUUAAUUUUUGGAGGGGGAAGGCGUCUGUAAAGUGUUUCACUGACUCAAGUCUCCUUUAGCAGCUCAAGACACCCUAGCAGAGGGGCAGGCAGCGCCCCUUUCAGCACAGCCCCGGGCGGGGGCGCGCAGCGGCACCGUCCUGGGGAGGGGGAAGCAGCUGGCUCGCCGCCUCUGGGUCACUUUCACCAGCUCCCCCCCACCACCACCUCCCUGGCGGGGGAUUUCCCCUCUGCCCUCUUCUCAGCCCCGGCUCCUACCCCCAGCCCUGGUUUCCCCGCUCAGCCCCGCUCCACCGGGAGCAGCGUCACUGGGCGGCCUCAGUGCCCGCGCUUUGGAACCUCCCCGCGGCCGGGCCUCCUCACAAAGGGGCUUUGUAUGGGUGCGAUCGCUGCUCCCGCCCCUUAAUGCACCGGACUCAGACCCGACCUCCUGCGCCGCGACCCGCCGCCAGCCCCAGGCAACCCGAUCCGCGAAGCGAGCUACGACCCCUCGACGAGGUCGUGUGCGCAUGCGCCACCAGCCUCUGCGCGGCCUCCUCCCGCCGCGGGCAUGCUCGGCGUUCCCUAGCAACCGGGCAAACAACAGCCGGGCGGGGGAGAGAGCUGGCGAUAGGCCCCGGCGGCCCCCCUGGGCAGCGAGCACCCCUCGCCGCGGGAAAAACUUGAAGCUGGUGGCAAAGGUUGCAGUAACACAGCCACAAGCUCUCCUAGAGAAGGGCACUGUCAGCUCCAGAAGUGGAUCAAGUGAUAAAUAUCUGCUCAGAAGUUAUCCUUACAUUCUUCUCUCUCUACCCCAUCUCCACAGGAAGUAAUUGCCCCCGGAACUGACCUCUGAUUUCUUGACAAAGAGAAUGGGUAAAAAAGUAAAGAAGGAAGUGGAGCCUCCUUCCAAGGAUGUGUUUGACCCUUUAUCAAUUGAAAGCAAAAAAGCAGCAACAGUGGUGCUGAUGCUUAAUUCUCCAGAAGAGGAAGUUUUGGCUAAAGCAUGUGAUGCUAUAUAUAAAUUUGCAUCAAAAGGUGAUGAAAACAAAGUGACACUCCUUGGUCUUGGAGCUGUGGAACCUUUAUUUAAACUAGUCUCACAUGAAGACCCACUUGUGCGCAGAAAUGCCACCAUGGUAUUUGGGAUCAUGGCUUCUAAUAAUGACGUCAGAAAAUUAUUAAGAGAGCUAGAUGUCACACAUUCAGUCAUAGCUCGGCUGGCGCCAGAAGAAGAUAUAGUUGUCCAUGAGUUUGCCAGUCUUUGCCUAGCACAUAUGGCAGUUGAAUAUACCAGUAAAGUGCAAAUAUUUGAGCAAGGUGGACUAGAACCACUUAUCAGAUUGCUGAGUAGCCCUGAUCCUGACGUUAAGAAGAACUCUGUUGAAUGCAUCUAUCACCUCGUACAGGAUUUUCAAAGCCGUGCUGCAGUUCGUGAACUAAAUGCUAUUCCUGCCUUACUGGAACUGCUGAAAUCUGAAUAUCCAGUUAUUCAAUUGUUAGCUCUCAAAACCUUUGGUGUAAUUAGCAAUGACAGAGAAACCAGGAUAAUUCUGAGAGAAAACCAAGGAUUAGAUCAUCUUUUUAAGAUACUGGAAACUAAGGAAUUUAAUGAUCUUCAUGUGGAAGCUCUUGCAGUAGUGGCAAAUUGUCUUGAGGAUGUGGAUACUAUGCAACUAAUUCAGCAGACAGGGGGCCUUAAAAAGCUACUUUCAUUUGCAGAAAUGUCUACCAUUCCUGAUAUUCAGAAGAAUGCAGCAAAGGCAAUUACUAAAGCAGCUUAUGAUCCUGAAAAUAGAAAAAUUUUGCAUGAAGAAGAGAUUGAAAAGUGCCUUGUAACCCUUUUGGGAACUGACAACGAUGGUGCUAAAGCUGCUGCUUCUCAAGAUUCUGCUAUGUGUGAGAGUUUAGCAAGCAAAGAUGCUUUUGGAAUCCAAGGGAUUCCCCAGCUAGUUCAGUUGCUAAGCAGUGAGAAUGAAGAAGUAAAAGAAGGUGCUGCCAUAGCUCUGGCUAAUCUGACAACAGCCAGUCCUAGCAAUGCAAGUGCUGUUGCUGAAGCUGAAGGAAUCGAGCCAUUAAUAAAUGUCCUGAGUGCUAAGAGAGAUGGGACUGUUGCUAAUGCAGCUACAGUACUAACAAAUAUGGCCACGCAAGAGCCAUUACGUUUCAGCAUCCAGAGUCAUGGUGUUAUGAAUGCAAUUGUAGAACCACUACAGUCUACCAACAGCCUGGUACAAAGCAAAGCAGCACUCACUGUGGCUGCCCUUGGUUGUGACGCUGAUGCAAGAACUGAGUUAAGAAAUUCAGGUGGACUUGAACCACUCAUUAAACUGCUACGUUCUAAGAAUGAUGAAGUCAGAAGAAAUGCCUGUUGGGCUGUUACGGUUUGUGCAAGCGAUGAACUAACAACAAUUGAACUUUGCAGGCUAGGUGCUGUAGACAUCCUGGAAGAAAUUAACUUGUCAACAGGGCGCAAAAAUAACUUCAGUGAAAGAGCUCUGGACAAGCUACUUGAUAACAACCUUUCCCAAAAAUACAGCCAGAUGGGGUACUUAUCAUCCAGUAACAUAAUUACUGAUGGGUUCUAUGAUUAUGGUCAGGUAAAGCCUGGAGUGAAACUUUUGUCUUUGGAGGAACUGAGUUUACAAGAACUUAAUGAUCAUCGUGCUAUAAUUUUAGUUAAUGCUAAACUACCAGAUGUUGUAGAGGACAAAUCACAAGAUCAAUAUGAUGGAAGAACCACAUCUUCUUUUUCUUCUAUUAGAAAAAGUAGUAAAGAAAGAGCAAGUAGUGCAGUGGUAUCUCCUGUGGAGGAAAAACAAGAAUCUUCUGGACGAUCUCCCUCUUCGCUCAGCAAAAGCAGCACUAGAGAGAAAGGCUCAAGAAAAGGGAAAGGAAAAAAAGAAGAAGAAAAACCAAAAGAUGAAGAAGAGUUGCAAACAAUGUCUAAAAUCCAGCAGGAAGUAAUUCUUGAAAAGUUACCAUGGCUGCCACCAUUUGACUCCAUUUUACUUGAUUACAUUAUGGAUGCUUCCAAAAUAAUCCUACCAUUAACUACUACCAAAGAACAGGUUGUGGCACUUGCACAGUUUAUUGCAGAUAAGAUGGGUGGCCCAAUUGAAAGAGACAAAUUACAUGAAUUCAGCUGGGAACUUCAUAUAAGUGAAAUUGAAUUUGAACUGAAAUGCAAUGUCAUACCUAUUGGGAAAAUCAAAAAAGGGACUUUCUACCACAGGGCUUUGCUUUUCAAGGUUAUAGCAGACAGAAUUGGCAUUGGCUGUAGUUUGGUUCGUGGAGAAUACGGCAGAGCUUGGAAUGAAGUUAAAUUAGUUGACGAUUCUCCUCAAGGAAUAACUGGGCUUUUGCUUCCUCCUCAAGUGUAUAUUUUAGAUCUAAUGUACCAGCCAGGCUGCUUAAUGAAGCAAGGAAGUGCAGAGGCAGAUCACUACCAACAUAUUUAAUUCUAAUGUCAGAUCUCUUUCAAAAAGAAAAUAUCUUUUAAAAAGAUUUCAUUAAUAAAUUUGUAUGAAACAUAAAGAUUUGUGGGCCAAACUUUCAAACUUUGAUGCUGAAAUUAAAGCACCUAUUCCCAUAUUAAAUUGUCUAAAGAGGCACUUCAGUAUCUAAAUAUCCAUUUUAGGUGUCUACUCUAAAUCCUUGUUUGUGAUCCAGAAUGUGAAUUUAAACAUCUCAUUUUAGAUAUCCGAAUUUGACAUCUUAGACAUUUUAUUUAUUUUAUUUGAUGCUGUAUUAUAGAAUAAAAAGUAGAAAUCCAGACUGUCAGUGUUGGUGGGCAUAAUACUUGACUGUGCAUUAUCAUUUCUCCCAGUAAAUGUGUUUAAAGUAUUUAAGGACUUUUCCUUUGGCUCUCUCAUCUUCCAUUGAUGUUAAUGGGAGUACACAAGGUCAGGAGAAUACAAAGCUAAUGAAAUAAUUAGACAUGGUUAAACCAAUUUAUAAUAUAUUUUUUGUUAAAAUAAGCAGAAUACUAGGAAUUGUCUUAGUUUUUGUCUACACCAGCGGUUUUGUCGGCAAAAAUUUGCCGACAUAAGUUUUACUGACAAAAGCUAUGUCAGCGGGAGUGCAUCUCCUGCCGACAUAGCUACUGCCACUCGUUGGGGGUGGUUUAAUUAUGCCUGUGGGAAGCUUGGCUGAUUGUCAACAAAGUACUUCCAUCAAUAACCAGGGUCAUCAGCAUGGUGAAUGCAUGCUGUGGAGAGAUAUGAUGAGAGGUUGUAUUUGUAUUCAUGACUGCUGAUGAAACAGGACACUACCAUUCCUCCCGCACCCUCUGCCCCAACUCUACAGACAUGUGGUGUGAUUUUCUGGUGGGCUGUUUGGUAACAUUUUCUCUUCUUUGGUUGUAAACAGAAACAAAAUGCAAGUCAUUUGAAGUAAAAAAUGAAAAAUACUUUUCUAGACACGUAGCAAACAUAUUUGACAAGUAGACACUAUUUGACAAGUAAACCCUCAGCAAAACAAAAAACUUUGUACACUGCAGACUUUGACAAGAUUUCUGUCAAAAAUGUCAUUUGUGUGCAGUUGUUUUGGAGGUAGAUUUUCUGUCAUGCGUUUAGUUUUAUAUGAACUGAAUUCUGUUGCUUGAAAACUAUAAAUCACCAGGAAGAAAUGCCCCUGGCUAGCAAAAAUUGACAACAAAUCACGUGCAAGUUCGAAGUUGACUCAACAUCAACAGGAUACAUGAAGUUCCAUAGAAGCAUUCAAGGUGAACUUUACAUUGAGCUUUUCCUUUACAGUGUUUAACUAAAUAUAAC
Molecule: messenger RNA, 6728 nt
Organism: Dermochelys coriacea (leatherback sea turtle)
Lineage: Eukaryota; Metazoa; Chordata; Testudines; Dermochelyidae
Gene: ARMC3
Product: armadillo repeat containing 3
Molecular function (GO): protein binding
Source: RefSeq, a predicted model, not a curated record